This is a messenger RNA of Hemiscyllium ocellatum (epaulette shark), 817 nucleotides long. It is a transcript of the gene ppib, whose product is annotated as peptidylprolyl isomerase B (cyclophilin B). Gene Ontology annotation, biological process: protein peptidyl-prolyl isomerization; protein folding. The coding region runs from base 18 to 668 and encodes 216 amino acids. Gene Ontology annotation, molecular function: peptidyl-prolyl cis-trans isomerase activity. The record is from RefSeq and is a predicted model, not a curated record. Lineage: Eukaryota; Metazoa; Chordata; Chondrichthyes; Orectolobiformes; Hemiscylliidae. Gene Ontology annotation, cellular component: intracellular membrane-bounded organelle. The transcript is spliced from 5 exons.
GACCUGGUGGUGCCCGGAUGCGUGUCUCCCGCUGGAAGAUGAAGGUGCUGGUGGCUGCUGCAGCGCUGCUCGUGACCGCGUUCAGCCUCCUCCUGCUGCCCGGGGCCUCGCAGGCCGAGGAGAGGAAGAAAGGCCCGAAAGUCACCGUCAAGGUGUAUUUUGACGUUAAGAUUGGGGAUGAGGAUGCCGGCCGUAUAGUGAUUGGGCUUUUUGGAAAAACUGUUCCAAAGACAGUUGAAAACUUCGUUGCUCUAGCUACAGGGGAGAAAGGAUUUGGAUACAAAAACAGCAAAUUUCACCGGGUUAUCAAAGACUUUAUGAUCCAGGGAGGAGACUUCACCCGUGGGGAUGGCACUGGUGGGAAGAGUAUCUAUGGUGACCGCUUUCCCGAUGAAAACUUCAAGCUGAAACACUAUGGUAAAGGCUGGGUCAGCAUGGCCAAUGCUGGCAAAGAUACCAAUGGCUCCCAGUUCUUCAUCACCACUGCCAAGACAAGUUGGCUCGAUGGGAAACAUGUGGUCUUUGGAAAACUGCUUGAAGGAAAGGAUGUUGUUGACAAAAUUGAGCAAUUAAAGACAAACGACCGAGACAAACCACUACAGGACGUCGUCAUUGCAGAUUGUGGCAAGAUUGAGGUGGAGAAACCCUUUGCUGUUGCCAAAGAGUGAGUUGCAGCCACUUGGCUUACAGCUGGGAACAUCCUAUUAUCCUGAUCCUGGGCUUCCAGGCUGUGUAGAUAUCCAAACAUUCCAGACUCUCUGGUUCUUCUUGGGUUUGUAAAAAGUACACAGCAUUAAUAAACAUGGUUGGUUUUCUA